UGCUACUAUGUCUGUUGAGCAGCAACCAUGGAUUUUACAAAACUCUUUUCAACACUUUCGUUGACCGGUGAGGAUAUUCCUCCUCGCUCUACGACGCGCCCCACACGAAAACCCAAAUUUGUGAAGUUUCUCUCUGGAGAUAAUGGCGAAGGCAUGCCAGAGACUUUUUUUGAGGAUCCUCGUACAUUCAAGCCAAAACCGGGUCCCCAUGGACAGAUUCAGACUUGGGGUAUAUUUCCGUACAACGAAGAUAAUAUCUGGGACUUCGAUGGAAUCCAAAUGAUGUAUAGAACAAUGGCCCACCAAUUCUCCUACGACAACCGCGGUGGAACACCCUGGCCUGAAAAUCAAUUCAUGGAUGUUCUAAAGGAUCGUAAGCGCGACCAGCUCAGCAAACUUGAUCUCGCAGACCUUGACAAGAAAGAUAUUGUGAUCAAGAUACACUUGAAGUUCUUGCAAGAUGCCAAUGGCGACCCUCGCAUAUGGCGCCGGGUGCGCCUCUCAGCUGGUAUGAAGAUAGGCGUAUUCCAGGAUAAGGUCCUUUCGCCCAUUCUGAACUGGGUACGAAACCUCCACUGCUACACGUUCACGGAUCUCAGAGACGGCGCUGUAUUUGGUCCUGAGGACGCCAACGCAACAGACAUAAUGCAUAUCAACCAGGUUGGAUAUGUUUACCUUCCGGAUGACAAGUAUAUGCUCGCCCACUUGUUUUCAAAAGUGGGCGAUACGUUUGCGUACUUGUAUGACUAUGGGGACAAGUGGCACCACGAAAUCGAGAUCGAGAAAGUUUUUCCCGUCGAGGAGUCGUAUGGACGUGUUCAGAUACUCGAUGGCAAGGGCAUGUGCCCAGGUGAAAAUAUGAGAGGGUCGUACCAAUACCAAAACUUUCUCAAGGCCUACGACACUGAUUCGUACACCGAGCAGGUUAAGAAAAGACGAGAAAUUCUUGAUUGCCCAAAUUACAAAGGCUUCAGCAAACCUCCUUCUCUGUUCGACGUUGACGCCUUUGACGUCGACCAGGCUAACGAGCGACUCUCCGCAGCACUGAGUUCGCCCAACUCAGUCAGGGCGGGCAUGAAGGCAUUCACCAUGCCUAUCAACCCCAGCGCACAUGAUUCCAGGACGGGCAAACUCAAGAAAGGUCAGAGCAUUCAGCGCGAAUGGGACCACGAGAGCCAUGGAUAUUGGCAGGAGACAACGUCCAGCACGAAGGAUAAAAGAAGUCAGUCGGCUUGUGCUGCUUGUGGAAAGCCUGGUGGCCAGGAUCUUAAGACGUGCAGUGGUUGCAGGGCCAUUUUAUAUUGUUCUGCUGAGCACCAGAAGGUACACUGGAAAGAUGUACACAAAAAGCAGUGCUCUCGCAAGUAUCUCAAAAAAUGAUACCGUUCCAUAUCAUCUCCAAUGCUGGUAUAUCAUUCCUACAUGAAACAAAGUAUAAUAUAUGUUUACCGUAUCUUUGCAAUGUAAGCACGAAUAACUGUGGCCCAGCUCCCAGUCGGUGGCCACUGCGUCCAUCACGUUCCAUCCUGC
Molecule: messenger RNA, 1530 nt
Organism: Suillus discolor
Lineage: Eukaryota; Fungi; Basidiomycota; Agaricomycetes; Boletales; Suillaceae
Product: MM3350-like domain-containing protein
Exons: 16
Coding region: 28-1380 (450 amino acids)
Source: RefSeq, a predicted model, not a curated record